GGGGCAGCAGCGGCUGAGCUCCUGGAGCCCGCCCGGAGCAUGGAUCGCGGCUGGGGACAGCAGGACGUGGGCUGGGCUGCCCUGCUGAUCCUCUUCGUGGCCUCGCUGCUCACCGUGCUCGGCUGGCUGCUGCAAUAUGCCCGCGACGUGUGGCUGGCUCGGGGAUCCGGGGCCCGGGGCGCCAGGCCCGCCUGGGCCGCGGAGUCUACGGGCUCCCUCCGGGAGCUGGGCGUGUGGCGCUCGCUGCUGCGGCUGCGGAGGUGUCGGGCCGGUGCCCCCCAGGAGGAAUCGGGCGUCCGGGGCCUCCUGGCGUCGCUCUUCGCCUUCAAGUCCUUCCGGGAGAACUGGCAGCGGGCUUGGGUGCGAGCGCUGAACGAGCAGGCCUGCAGGGACGGGAGCUCCAUCCAAAUUGCCUUUGAUGAGGUGCCCCAACUCGCACCCAGAACCAGCAUUAGCCAUGUGACCUGCAUAGACCAAGCAGAGCACACCAUGGUGCUGCAUUGCCAGCUCUCCGCAGAGGAGGUACGGUUCCCAGUCUCUGUGACCCAGCAGUCCCCCGCUGCUGUCUCCAUGGAGACCUACCACGUCACUCUGACACUGCCGCCAACACAGUUGGAAGUCAACCUAGAAGAAAUCCCUGGUGAGGGGCUACUUGUGUCCUGGUCUUUUCCCCACCGCCCAGAGCUCAACCUCACGGUGCUCCCCACACUGCAGGCCAGGGAGAGGGGUGAGGAGCAGGUAGAACUGUCCACCAUCGAGGAGCUAAUCAAAGAUGCCAUCGUCAGCACCCAGCCCGCCAUGCUGGUCAACCUCAGGGCAUGCUCAGCUUCCGGAGGCCUGGUACCCAGUGAGAAGCCACCUCUGGUGACCCAGGCCCACCUCACCAGCCCUAGACCUACCCGGUUGUUCCUACGGCAGCUUCGAGCCUCUCACCUGGGAGGGAAAAUGGAAGGCACCGGGGAGCUGUGCUGUGUGGCUGAGCUCGAUCACCCCAUGCAACAGAAGUGGACCAAGUCUGCCAAGGCUGGUCCGGAGGUGGAGUGGACAGAGGACCUGGCCCUGGAUCUGGGCCCCCAGAGCCGGGAGCUGACCCUCAAAGUAAUGAGGAGCAGCAGCUAUGGAGAGGCUGAGCUCUUGGGCCAGGCCACACUGCCUGUGGGAUCCCCUUCCAGACCCCUGUCCCGAAGACAAGUGUGCCCACUCACCCCUGGACCUAGGGAAGGCCUGGGCCCUGCAGCCACUGUGGCCGUGGAGCUUCUCUAUGAGGAGGGCUCACCCCGAAACCUGGGCACCCAGACUCCCUCCACACCACGCCCCAGUAUCACCCCGACCAAGAAGAUCGAGUUGGACCGGACCAUCAUGCCCGAUGGCACCAUUGUCACCACAGUCACCACUGUCCAGUCCCGGCCCCGAGCAGAUGGCAAAAUCGACUCCCCCUCCCGCUCCCCGUCCAAGGUGGAGAUGACGGAGAAGACCACCACCGUGCUAAGCAACAGCAGUAGCCCAGGAGGCACCGUGGCCAGCAGCAGCCCAGGGGAUAGUAACCUCUCCAACGGCCUGGACCCUGUGGCUGAGACUGCCAUCCGGCAGCUGACAGAGCCCAGUGGGCGAGCAGCCAAGAAAACGCCCACUAAACGCAGUACACUCAUCAUCUCAGGCGUCUCCAAGGUGCCCAUUGAGCAGGAUGAGUUGGCACUGUCCCUGGGCUAUGCAGCCUCACUGGACGCCUCCCUGCAGGAAGAUGCAGGGAGCAGUGGAGGCCCCUCGUCGCCUCCCUCCGACCCGCCAGCCAUGUCUCCGGGACCCCCUGAUGCCCUGUCCAGCCCCACGAGCGUCCAGGAAGCAGAUGAGACCACGCGCUCGGACAUUUCUGAGAGGCCAUCUGUGGACGAUGUGGAGUCGGAGACAGGUUCAACUAGUGCCCUGGAGACCCGCAGCCUCAAGGAUCACAAAGUGAGCUUCCUGCGCAGCGGCACAAAGCUCAUCUUCCGCCGAAGGCCUCGUCAGAAGGAAGCAGGCCUGAGCCAGUCCCACGACGACCUCUCCAAUGCCACAGCCGCCCCCAGUGUCCGCAAGAAGGCCGGCAGCUUCUCCCGCCGCCUUAUCAAGCGUUUUUCCUUCAAAACCAAACCCAAGGCCAAUGGCAACCCUAGUCCCCAACUCUGAGGACCCUCCUCAGCUCCUGAGCCAGAAGAGGGCGAGAUUCCCCUUCACUCAGUCCUUGUUCCCUUCCAUUUCCCUUUCUGGACUCUUGCCCAUCCUGGGGUCAGGAAAGCCCCAUCCACCUCAGCCUUGGGGCCUGUUGGGAGGGAUUUAGCAAAAGGCAGCACACAAGGCAGCCUGAUGACCUAGAAGAUGGAGUGGUGGCUGGUGCAUGGAGGGUUCAGCCUGGGCCCAGGUGGGCAUUUCCUCAGAACCACUGGCCUGCCCCCCUCCAGAACCCCCGGACUCUGAGCGCCUCAGCUGCUCCUCCCUCCCUUAUUUAUUCUCUUUUCUAUUUAUGUGUCUGGUCUGGGACUCUCUGAGACCAGAGAGUAGAGGGCAUCUCUCCCAGGGGACCUUUCCUGUCCCACACCUCCCUCAGGUCCCCACUUCAGCCAGCACCAAUGUCUGCCUCUGAGGGUAGACAGAGGAAGCCAGGCGGUGCCAGGAUAGGGGGGCAGGUAUCCCCACUUCCCUGCCUCCCCUUCUGCUCCUUGUCCCUCCCUCCCCCUUUCUUAUCAUUUUUUUGUACUUUGCCUUCUCCAUGCUGUGUGUGCAGCAGGGAAAGGAAGGAGGGAGCAAGGAGCCGCUGGUGGGCAGUCUGCCCCCAAGACGGGUCCCAGAAGCCUUAUUCAGAGUGGGCAGUGUUGGAGCCAAGAAGGGCUGCCUCACUGUCAGUUGGCGAAUGAUGACGUCCAUUGCUGUGUGAUGGCUUGGAAUUAAUUUAUUAUUAAAGUCAAAUUGGAAUUUAUAA
This is a messenger RNA of Suncus etruscus (white-toothed pygmy shrew), 2956 nucleotides long. RefSeq names its product C2CD2 like (gene C2CD2L). Gene Ontology annotation, biological process: positive regulation of insulin secretion involved in cellular response to glucose stimulus. The record is from RefSeq and is a predicted model, not a curated record. The coding region runs from base 40 to 2166 and encodes 708 amino acids. The transcript is spliced from 14 exons. Gene Ontology annotation, cellular component: cytoplasmic side of apical plasma membrane. Lineage: Eukaryota; Metazoa; Chordata; Mammalia; Eulipotyphla; Soricidae. Gene Ontology annotation, molecular function: phosphatidylinositol transfer activity; phosphatidylinositol binding.